Molecule: messenger RNA, 3739 nt
Organism: Xiphophorus couchianus (Monterrey platyfish)
Lineage: Eukaryota; Metazoa; Chordata; Actinopteri; Cyprinodontiformes; Poeciliidae
Product: scavenger receptor cysteine-rich type 1 protein M130-like
Exons: 11
Coding region: 242-2872 (876 amino acids)
Biological process (GO): zymogen activation
Cellular component (GO): plasma membrane
Molecular function (GO): serine-type endopeptidase activity
Source: RefSeq, a predicted model, not a curated record
GAACUAAACACAGGAACAACAGACACUGGUGAAACCCCUGAAUCCCAGUAGGCCCAGUAUGAACCCAUCUUCAUGAUCAGCUCCUAGGAAGGAGGCGUUGUCUCUGAAAGCAGCCAAAGACCUGAACUGUGACGUUCAGGAAGUAGCAGAUAAAAAAGCUUAAAGUAGGAAGUGUUCAGAGUUUGGAGCCACAUCCUGAUCACAUCAAGAGACGAAGCUUCACUCCACAUCCAGAGGAAACAUGGACCAAACAGCUCUGAUGCUGCUUCUGUGUCUCUGCAGCUCAGCGCUGUCUGAUGAACUCAGACUGGUAGCAGGAAGGAGUCGCUGUGUUGGCAGACUGGAGAAGAAGGAUCUGGGAGACUGGGAACCAGUGACUGAUUGGAACUGGAACUGGAACUUUACAUCAGCAGCUGGAGCUUGCAGACAGCUCCGCUGUGGAUCUGUGGUGUCGUUACAAAGAGAUGAGGACGACAAUGUAGAGAUCGUCUGUUCAGACUCAGUCAGGCUGGUUCAAGGGACCAACCGGUGCUCAGGCAGACUGGAGGUGAAGACCAACCAGUCGUGGUCCUCAGUGUGUGAAAAAGACUUUGACCGGCAGGAUGCAGAGGUGGUCUGCAGGGAGAUUGGCUGUGGGCCUCCUUCAGCCCACCAGGGGGCGCUCUAUGGAGAAGCAGAGGCUCCAGUGGGGAGCAGAGAGUUCCUGUGUGAAGGCAGUGAGUCUGCUCUGCUGAACUGCAGCAGCAGGAAGAGUUCAGGUAGAAACAGCUGCUCACCUGGUCAAGCUGUUGGACUCACCUGUUCAGAUCAAGACAACAUCAGGUUGGUGGGAGAGGCCAGCCGAUGUGCCGGGAGACUGGAGAUGUUGCAUCAAGAAGAGUGGAGACCAGUGGAUGUUUGGUAUCGUUACUGGAACAUGAACUCAGUUGCUGCAGUUUGUGCUGGACUGGACUGUGGUUCUGCUGUUUCAGCAAGAAAUUCAAAGGAAGCUUCAGAGAGACCAGUUUGGUGGAUCAGGUCUGACUGUUUCCAGUCAGGAUCUGCAUUAAAAAACUGUUUACCUUAUGGUAGACACAGGGAUCAGAGCCAUGAGAUCAUCUGCUCAGACUCAGUCAGGCUGGUUCAAGGGACCAACCGGUGCUCAGGCAGGCUGGAGGUGAAGACCAACCAGUCGUGGUCCUCAGUGUGUGAAAAAGACUUUGACCUGCAGGAUGCAGAGGUGGUCUGCAGGGAGAUUGGCUGUGGGCCUCCUUCAGUCCACCAGGGGGCGCUCUAUGGAGAAGCAGAGGCUCCAGUGGGGAGCAGAGAGUUCCUGUGUGAAGGCAGUGAGUCUGCUCUGCUGAACUGCAGCAGCAGGAAGAGUUCAGGUAGAAACAGCUGCUCACCUGGUCAAGCUGUUGGACUCACCUGUUCAGAUCAAGACAACAUCAGGUUGGUGGGAGAGGCCAACCGAUGUGCCGGGAGACUGGAGAUGAUACAACAAGAAGAGUGGAGACCAGUGGAUGUUAUGGAUAGUUACUGGGCCAUGAACUCAGCUGCUGCAGUUUGUGCUGACCUGGACUGUGGUUCUGCUGUUUCAGCAAGAAAUUCAAAGGAAGCUUCAGGGAGACCAGUUUGGUGGAUCAGGUCUGACUGUUUCCAGUCAGGAUCUGAAGAAAAGAACUGUUUACCUUUUGAUGGAAACAAUUAUCGGAGCUAUGAGUUCAUCUGCUCAGACUCAGUCAGGCUGGUUCAAGGGACCAACCGGUGCUCAGGCAGACUGGAGGUGAAGACCAACCAGUCGUGGUCCUCAGUGUGUGAAAAAGACUUUGACCUGCAGGAUGCAGAGGUGGUCUGCAGGGAGAUUAGCUGUGGGCCUCCUUCAGUCCACCAGGGGGCGCUCUAUGGAGAAGCAGAGGCUCCAGUGGGGAGCAGAGAGUUCCUGUGUGAAGGCAGUGAGUCUGCUCUGCUGAACUGCAGCAGCAGGAAGAGUUCAGGUAGAAACAGCUGCUCACCUGGUCAAGCUGUUGGACUCACCUGUUCAGAUCAAGACAACAUCAGGUUGGUGGGAGAGGCCAGCCGAUGUGCCGGGAGACUGGAGAUGUUGCAUCAAGAAGAGUGGAGACCAGUGGAUGUUAUGGAUGGUUACUGGAACAUGAACUCAGCUGCUGCAGUUUGUGCUGAACUGGACUGUGGUUCUGCUGUUUCAGCAAGAAAGUCAAAGGAAGCUUCAGAGAGACCAGUUUGGUGGAUCAGGUUUGACUGUUUCCAGUCAGGAUCUGCAUUAAAAAACUGUUUACCUUAUGAUGGAAACAGUGAUUGGAGCCUUGAGAUCAUCUGCUCAGGUCUGCUGGUUGAGCCGCUCAUCUUCCUGUCUUCCUCCACUGACGGGGUCUCCACAGGCAGAAAGCAGGGGUCUGAGCUCCUCAUUGGCUCACAUUUCAGCAUCAUCUGCUCCAUCAGACCUCAGUAUGAAGGCGGCUCCUUCCAGCUCAUCUUCAGCACCUCUAACUACACUCAGAACCAGACCCUGCCAGCUGUUAAUCACUCCGCCCUCUUCCUGUUCUCUGCUGCUGGCCACGCCCACCAAGGAACCUACCGCUGCGUUUACCACGUCUACGUUUUCUUCUAUAACUUCUCCUCUAUCAGCCAGCCUCUCAACCUCACUGUCUCAGGUAAACUCAUGGAGUCCAUCAGGAAAAGUUCUGCUUCAGUUUCAGCCUUUCCCACUGCUUUGAUCAUCAGACUGGUUGUCGUCCUGCUGGGUAUGCUGGGAUCAGUCCUGCUCCUCUACUUUAAGGCCAGGAGAAACCAGAAGUCUGGACCAGAAAACAACCAUCAUGAUGAAGGAUCCAGAGCUGAAGGCAGCUUAGAGGAGGAGACUGCAGUCUGAAGGAACCAGGAGAAAAUGAUCUUCAUUUCACAUCCGCAGGAAGGAGCAGAGACAUGUUUCAGACUCCUGGAAAUCUAUCCGUCUAUGUAUCUAUGAUAAAAUGUCUCUGUGCUCCUGCAGCAGGAAGGAAGUUCAACAUUCAGAAAUUUGUAUCUGGACUAAACCUACUUAAGUUAAACUUAUAUAAGAAGGGAACACAAAAGAAAACAUUCAACAAACAAAAUAUAACAGAAAACCCACUUCAUCAAAAUCUGAUCUUCAUCAACCUUGCAAGGAUAGCAUAUGAUAGGAUAUUUGGGGUCAAAGGUCAGGUAGCCAAUUCCAUCAGGCCAUGAACCCAGCUUGUGUCCUUGUCUUAGUUGAAUUGUUGUGUGACAAAUGUAAUAUAGUUGUUCCUGGCUUGUAAUACUUUGUCCUGCCUGUAGGUGGUGUAUGUCAUCACUGCCAUGAUAACCCAUCCAAUACAUCCAGUUCCCACAAGUCUGAACCAGAUGUGAUCUGCGCCAUCUUAGUAGGGAAGUGCAUGCACAAUGCAUAGUGGACCCAUGGCUCCGAGACCAACACAAAGAAAACAUGCCGACCCUCUUGACCAAUGUGUGAGAGAGAUUUACAUGGACAAAAUGGCUGCCAUCAAGGUCGGCCCGUAUGAGACGGAGAAGGAAAAUUUAUCAGACGAUGUGGACAAACUGCCUCUGAUCUCCUACUACGAUAAAGUUAACUACGUAGUCAACACAAAGAGUGCAUACGCCGUAAACGAGCUUCACUGCCUGAAAUUCAUGGACGCAUUUAAUUAGUAUUUCAACAGCUUUUUAAAGGAGAGAAAAUCUCUCUGUGUGAAUAAUGAGGUUCUGGUGACUGGCAGACCAA